This is a messenger RNA of Suillus plorans, 1080 nucleotides long. RefSeq lists its product as uncharacterized. The record is from RefSeq and is a predicted model, not a curated record. Bases 1 to 1080 code for a protein of 359 amino acids. The transcript has 4 exons. Lineage: Eukaryota; Fungi; Basidiomycota; Agaricomycetes; Boletales; Suillaceae.
AUGGACGUCGAUCCCCCCUGCUACAACAGACACGUUGCAGGAGGCCUCUACGAUGAAGUGGUGAAGCAACUCAUGGCACUGCCCAAGGGCGUAUCUUUAGGAGAUGCCACGUAUAAGAACGACUUUGUUCGAGACAUGAAGGUGCACACUGGGAAUUUUGGUUACAGGUGCAAAGAAAACGGAGCGGAAUAUGAGACAGUUCUGGUUGGAGAGGUAAUGCCUCGUGCAUACGGUACGAAAUUAAAUGCCAUGGGCAACCAUUACGUCGGGACAGCAGAUACUCCCAAUGUGAUCGAUGACAGGGCACGAGUAAAGGGUGUAUUCGCAUUAGGAAAACCGACGCAGGCGACUGAAAUGAUGUACGUCGCAUUCGAGAAUCAAAUCGCUACCUUGGACGACGUCAUCCAAAGCAACAUCAAGGAACUGAAAAGGAAGAAUAAGGAUAUGAAUAUCAAAGAGUGGACCGCAAACGCAGGUACCGAAACAUCAAGCGCGCCAGAGUUUAUCAUGAUCAGCACAGAGCAAUUGUAUGCGGUACCCAAGAGCACACAACAAGCUAUGCAGGGCAAGCGUGCGAGGAUCACGAAGAGGGCGCUCAAUAGCGGAGGUGAUAGUGCAGAUGGAAAAGCGACUGGAAGUUCAUCCUCUACAGAUGCUGGAUUAAAGGACAAUGCAAAAGAAGACAGCAUCACAACCAACGAUUUCUAUGAACCAACAGCCCUGCCAGAUUAUGGAGGCGAAUUAUUCCAGCAUGUGAAUGCCAAGCUUCAGCAGCUUGACAUACGAAAUGUGGAGAACAAGCUUAUCCCGCCCCAGAAUUGGUAUGGGGAACUCAAACGAGGGACUUUGGUGAUGAUCAGGGCCACAUUGCACGCAUUCAACUGGAAAGAACGACGGGUCUAUCAGCUCAACGCACACACUAUCCGUAUUUUGGACGAGUCAAAGCUCGAAAUGGAACCGUUGGGCACCCAGCCAAGCAGAGGUGACUUGGGGGUGUCGCAGUCAGUGUCGCGUGCAUCAAAUGCGAUGGCAGGUGUCCAGCUGGGAAAGAGAGUGAGGGAGGAAGACAGCGAGGAGUAA